CGGCCAUAAAAAGCUGCCCGGCCUCAACCCGUGAUUUUGGACGGCAGACUUGGACAGCAUAGAAACCAGCAGGGCCUUCCGCUUCGUUCCUCGCCCAACCUCGCAUACGUUGGCCACCUGUCCUUGAUCAUGCAUAGGCCUCAACCGCGCGGCCCAGGCCCGUAUCGCACCACUUCCGGCCAGCCCUUAAACCGGCAGCCGGGUCCGUACCCGCGUCAGAACAAGGCAGCGGCUCAACCGCGCAAGCAACAUCAGCAGCCGGCCACAGCACGCCAUAGCAGGCAGAUGAACAACUCCUUUCUACCUUCGACGCAGGCAUUGUACGAUUCGGCCAACUUCGAGGAGACCUCGUACGAGUUCCAGGAAUUGGAGGAUUCAACAGCACAGCCGGUAGCUUCCCAAUUUCAGCACUCUGCGUCGCCAACCAGUGACCCGGGCUUGAUGGUGCAAGAGGAUCUCACGGCCUCCAACGCACAAAACACGGCCUGGAACAGCGAGAUGGAGGAAAGAAUCGAUCGAGCCUUGGAUGUCGUCAAACAUCUCCACAAGGUUGUCACUCAGACGGCCGCGUUGGCUCAGCCUCCGCCGUUCGUGGAACCGCAGCUUGACGCUGAUAAUUGGAAUACACACGAUACUGGCGGUCCAUCUAUUAUAUAGACAGCUCAUGUAUAGAACUCUUCCGUCCAUCCCGAAACGCCUUGGAGAAGAGGCUUUUGGAGACAUAACAAACGCGGCCGACGGGCUGCUGACG
This is a messenger RNA of Colletotrichum godetiae, 751 nucleotides long. RefSeq lists its product as uncharacterized. The record is from RefSeq and is a predicted model, not a curated record. The coding region runs from base 130 to 657 and encodes 175 amino acids. The transcript has 4 exons. NCBI's taxonomy places the organism in Eukaryota, Fungi, Ascomycota, Sordariomycetes, Glomerellales, Glomerellaceae.